Molecule: messenger RNA, 4117 nt
Organism: Felis catus (domestic cat)
Lineage: Eukaryota; Metazoa; Chordata; Mammalia; Carnivora; Felidae
Product: tetratricopeptide repeat protein 13-like
Exons: 6
Coding region: 43-699 (218 amino acids)
Molecular function (GO): protein binding
Source: RefSeq, a predicted model, not a curated record
CAGCGUGCGGCGAGGGCUGCCGCACAUGCGCCUUGAGGAAAGAUGGCACCUGCCGGCUGCUGCUGCUGCUGCUGCUGCUGCUGCUACUGCUACUGCUGCUGGGGCGGCGCUGUGGCCGCCGCGGACGCCGCCCGGCGCGUCCUGGUGCUGCUGUUGCUGGGGGUCCUGUCCGUCGGGCCGCGCCCGGGCGCGCUGGCCACUGAGCACUACUCGCCGCUGUCCCUGCUCAAGCAGGAGCUGCAGCAUCGGCAGCAGCAGGAGGCCCAGGCAGGCGGCGGCUGCAGCCCGCAGUCCGGGGACUGGGGAGACCAGUACUCGGUCGAGUGCGGCGAGUCAUCCUUUCUGAACUUCCACGACUCAGACUGUGAACCCAAAGGGCCGCCACCCUGUGACUCACUGCUUUCCCUCAACACUGAAAAGAUCCUGAGCCAGGCCAAGUCUAUUGCAGAACAAAAGAGAUUCCCUUUUGCCACGGAUAAUGACAGCACAAACGAAGAGCUAGCUAUUGCUUAUGUGUUGAUUGGCAGUGGUCUCUAUGAUGAAGCCAUAAGACAUUUUUCAACAAUGCUUCAGGAGGAGCCUGAUCUGGUUAGUGCAAUUUAUGGCCGAGGGAUAGCCUAUGGAAAGAAGGGAUUACAUAACUUGACAGCUUUCGAAAUGCCCUCGCAACACUCUGUCCACUGGUCCUCGCUCCUCUGAGGCAGGGAGGACACACCUUAGGCGGAUCACACACGUGGGGAAACGAGGUCAGUGUUAACGCGCGUGUUUAAGUCACAAGAUGAAGAAAUCGCCCGCAUCUGUGCUCCGGGACACCACAUCAACAGAGGUGCACGGUCCGCUUGUCACCACUCAUUCUGCCCCUGCUGGGUCCUAGCAAUGCCCUCAGGCUUCCUUCCUGUCCUCCCAAACCCCACAGACCACUGAUUUUAAGAAGAGCGGUUUCAGUAAAGACACGAGGGGCCAACUGCAGUAGCUUCGGCAAAGGAUGGGAGAUGGGGAGACAGUGCACAGAAGCAUCUCCUCUGAGGAAUUCUGCUGUAAAGGAAGCGGAGAGAGAGAGAGACAAGAGGUGGAUGGAGGGGCAGGUAGUCCUGUCUUGGUUUCUUGUGUUUUCCAGACGGGAGCUCUCAGAGCCAUCUGUAUGCUGACGGAAGACAAGAGGGAAUGAGCGCUCCUGCACGGGGAGCGUGCCCCACUCCGCAGAGGCUCCCACAGCUCCGCACAGCGCCAGGACCAAAGGCAGAAGCUAUCCUAGGGCUGCAGGCACGCUGCAGCUAUGAUGGUGGGAAGCACGGAAGUUCUCUGCUGAUUGCAUCUUCCUCAAUCAAAUUACCUCCUAGGGAGGAGAGGAGACUGGGGGGCGGUGGGGGCAUUGGAAGUACCACGUAUUUGUCAUACAGUCAUGUCGGCAGGUGAAAGGGCCUGAAAGUUUGGAAGCAGCACGCUCAGAGCCGAUCCCUGAAGGAAGACGUUUUCUAAGGGAUUCAACAGCUGCUGGACUGCACUUACCACUUGACCACCGCGCCCUAGUUAACAGUGGGCCAAGCUCACCCGGAAACCAGGAUGAUGGGGCCUUUCCCACCGAUGGGCUGGAAUGUGGGAGUCAGACGCCAGAUACUUACUGGCAAUUCUAGUCCUAGGUGUAGGGUGGCCUGGGAAGAGCAGAAAUAAUUACUGUGGCUGGAUGCGCGACCUGAAGGCCAAGGGGCUGAUACGCAGCAUCAGUUAUACUGUCUGUUGCUUUGAUCAAUUUCUGCAUUUGUAAGACAACCACUGUUGAGGACGUUGCACAUCACCUUGGUGGUGGUCCCAAAUGGUAUAAAUUUCUUUUAGAAUGUGAUAACAGGAAAAGUAAUAGGAAGAGUUCUCCUCGGAAUUCAUAUGCUUCUUUUAUUCUAACAAAAUCGCAUUCAUCAGUACCUAAGAUGUGUAAGUUAUCAUAAAACAACUUGCAAAUAGAGGCUGCCCACUGGGAACGAGAUUAUAAAGCCAACGUAUAAUUAAUCCACCAGAAGAAAGAUCUGCAAAAGCCAUCUUUCGCAGUUUUAUAACAAAGCAUGACCAUAAUCUGAUCAAAGCUGUAUUAACCCUAACAAAAGUAUUAACAGGUGUAAAGAAUGUAUAAAACCUUUAAAAAAAAAAAAAAGGAGCUGGUCAGCUGCACAAAAUGGAAAAAGAGGGAAGGAAGUAAAUCAUGUAGCACUGACCCAAGAGCAGAACCAGGUUGGGGGGGCGGGGGGGGAGGCGCUGUAGCCACAAAGGCUAUUCACUUAGCCUGGGGUCGUAACAUGGAUUACACACGCAUCAGGUGCUCAAGGUGGCACAUACUUUUAAGAGCUGAAGACUCUGUCCAUGAACCUAUACGUGAUGUCAAAUACCAUCAACUCCACUGGGAAAGCAAUGCUGUGAAACCAUUAGUGAAAAGGGAACAGGGUCACUUUGAACACUCCACUACAAGCGAACUCAACUGGCCUUUCGCGUCGAAGAGGCGGACCGUCUGACCCAGGAUUUCUGAGUGUCUACGUAAAGGACGCCGGCACCCGAGUCAGAGCAAAUCUCACCGUGCUGGUUCCUGAAUCAGACAUAAAGCCAUACCAAAUCAUCUCCAAACCAAACUGGGGGAACGGGGGGAGGAGACUUCACUAGCGAAGCUUAAACACAGAUAUCAGUUGUGUACUGGGGACCCCCUCCGGUUACACAGAUGGUUCAGUUUGUGAAAACAGCUGUGAUCCGUUUUUCUACAUAGACAUCAUGUUUCGAUAAAAGGUAAAAAUAAAAAAGAUAAGAGAACGAAAAUGUCAGAAAGCAUUAACCCCGAAGUGAGAAGUAUUCAAAUUCUGCUACUUCAAUGAACUAUGUCUUUAUUCUAUCUGCAAGAUAACAGGCCCGAACAAAAAGAUAAAAUGGCCUCUAUGAAACACCAUAUUGUGAAAAGGGGAAGCUUCAGAGGCCGGUCAGUCGGCCCAGUGUUUAGGGAGUGCAGUGACGCCAGGCCGUGUCUACGCGCUGUAGAACUUCUUGAAAAGUCCGUACACCCAAAGUGCUCUGCCAUUCCUGUAGGCAUGUUUCAUGCAGGGUAGGUUCUAAAACCCAGGCCCCAUUAUCCUUUGCCCUCAUCCAGAGAGCGACGACCCCUCAUGACCCAAAGCAGAACACUGGUCUACUGGGGUAUACAGACCGUUCAAAAGGUAAAUUAAUUUUUAAGAACAAUAGAUCUAUUUGAGAAAGCUUCACAAGUCUGCAAAUAGCACAGCUAUCCUCCUCAUAGGGCUCACGCUAUAAAAAGCAACUCUUAAACCAGAAGACUUUCUGAAAGAUGCAAAAGAGGCAAAAGCAGUCUCCAGGCGAUGCCCCAGUGGCCAGGGCCGGGGGAGACGAUACAGAAAUCUCUUUCUCACUCUAUGCCUCCGUCUCUGUGACUCAAAAUAAGCGAGUUAUCUUCUACUGGCAAAUUUACUUCUGUAGACCUUAAAAAAAAAAAGACUAGAAGAGAUUUGCCACAAAACUGUAUGUGAUAACAUGCACAGAGAAUCAGGGCCAAGGGUAAAAAAGGGAUCGAGCAAAUCUACUAACAGCAAGGGUUACCACAGUUACCAUGACUGGGCUUAAAAUGUGGUUCUUAACUUCCUCAUAGCCAGAACAAAAAAAGGAAAUAGCGCUCAUUAUAAAAGUUUCCCUCUACUGAUUCCCUGCCACCGUUAAGGCAUAGCAAUGAUUUAAGUGCUGUGAGCAAGAAGACUGAUUUCAUGUAUUUUAAAUAACUGCCUCCUUUAGUUAGAAAGAUAUAGACAAUCUUUAGGUCUUACUGUCAAAAACACAAUCAGGUUCGUAGUUACCUCCUUAUUUUUGUGACAGUUAACAACUCCCGAAUCAGACACUAAUUCCCUUUGCUUCACACAGAACCGUGGGGGAAAUAAACUCAAAUCUUGGAUUACUAAUCUCAAUAAACUAAGGAAAAUUACUUCAGGUUGUAAAGUAACCGUCAAACUUCAUUGAGACAUUAAGCGUAGAACUAAUGCUGCUGGCUAGAUGAAGGUGGCCAUUUCAAAGGUUCCAGAAAGACAUCAGGUACAAGGACUGCCUAACUUAGGAGCAGACAGAAGUCUCAAGAAGGCAG